AGGGUACAUGUGAAUUUCAACAAUUUUUUGCAUAGAUUUAUAUAGUCGACCAUGAAUUGUUUUUGGUACAAAGCCUGAUGAUAAUCAUUAUCAUUUUUGCUUCUUCUAGUAGCUUCAUAAAUCACCUUUGACUUUGACAAAUGAAUGUUCCUCUCUUCCAGUGGUCAGUCAAAACGUUAUUUAAAAUUAUUACUUUUCAAUACUAUUGUCAUUCAAUGGCGUGCUAUGAUGUACUUUUCUUUUCAAUUAACUCACGGAGAGAUAAAAGUUGCUGUAUGAAAUGAGGGAACGAAUGAUUAGCCUUCAAAAUGAGUUCACAAAGAGACAUAACAGUCUGGGUUUCAGUUUUCUUUUCCUGUUUCUUUAUCCAACCAUCAAUUCAUGCAAAAGACAGCCUCGGGCCAGGAGAAACCUUGUACUACAACCAAACGUUGGUCUCAGCGGGUGAUGUUUUUGAGUUGGGUUUCUUCAGCUUCACUGGUUGGGAGAAUCAGUACUUGGGAGUAUGGUUCAAAGACGACAAAGACAAGAAACCAGUCUGGGUUGCCAACAGAGACAAUCACAUCUUGGAUUCAUCAGAUUAUCUCUCUAUAAGGCGAGACGGGAACUUGGUGAUAGUGGACGAAUCCACUGCAAAUUGGAUCAUAAACUCUGGAUCACUUUCAACAACCAACAACACCAUAGCAAAAAUUCUAGAUACAGGAAAUCUGGUCCUACUUGAUGGAGAUGAUGAUGGCAAGAUUAUAUGGCAAAGCUUUGACUACCCAACAGACACUUACCUCCCUGGGAUGAAAAUUGGCUAUUCAAACUCAGACUCAAAUAAUAAGAAAUCCUGGUUUCUUCUGUCAUGGUCAAGUCCAUCGGUACCAAGCAGUGGAACCUAUGCUUUUGGCGUGGACAGGUUUAAUAAGUCACUUUUCAAUGUCGGGAGAAGAGGUACUGGUGUUUAUCAACCGGUUGGUCUAGGGGAUGGCAGUAGUUUCAGAUUCUUCUUUCAGAAUUCAUCAGAGGGGUUCAAUUUCAGCUUGGUAUCUAAUCCCCAAGAGGAUUAUCUUACCUUCAACAAUAUGGGAGAUAACUUUUCGGCAUGGUUUGCUCUGGACUCAAAUGGGUAUAUAAUCGAGUACAGGAAGUUGCAGGAGGGAAUAACAAGGGAGAUUCAUUCACCGUGUGAUACGAGUAACUCCUUGGGAAUCAAUAGCCAGGGAUGUUUGAUACCAAGGCCAAGUAUGUGUGAUGCUGGAGAUGGGUUCUUUGAGCACAGGGGGGUAAAGCAAAUUUCGUCAAUUGCUACAGUUUCUGCAACUGUUGGUUAUGGAGAUUGUGAGCUGAUAUGCAAGAAUAAUUGUUCAUGCAUGGCAUAUUCUUCAGUUGAUGAUGGAGGUUCUUGUGAAUUCUACUAUGGAGAUAUGAAUGAUCUUGUCAGCAAAAUGAACGCUGGAAAUAGCUCUAUUUAUGUUCGUGAAAAUGGUUCUCAGACGUCAGACAACGGAAGGAAGAGGAAGCUCUUGGUGGCAAUUAUAGUCCCAGUGGCAGUGGUUUGCUCCACAGUGUUCUGUUUGAUCUUCUGGUUGUAUUAUUUCCGAAGAAGAAAGCACAAGUUUUUAGGCAUGUAUGGAAGUCAAAGAAGCAAGAAAUGCAAUUUGCAAUGUUUUCCUUGGAAAUCACAGGACCAUGAAGGUGCAACUCUUGAUGCUAACAACCUAAAUGAAUUUGGCGCGAAUGAUUGCGAUGACUUACCAGAGUUCAGCUUCUCAAGAAUUAAAGCUGCCACUAAUCAGUUCUCUUACCAAAAUAAGCUUGGACAGGGUGGUUUUGGAUCAGUAUAUAAGGGCAUGUUAUUAGGAAAUGAAAUUGCAGUCAAAAGACUUUCUAAAUACUCGGGACAAGGGCUGGAGGAGUUCAAGAGUGAGGUGCAAUUAAUUUCGAAGCUUCAGCACAGGAAUCUUGUUAACCUAAUAGGAUAUUGUGUUCGAAGAAAAGAAAAGAUUUUAAUCUAUGAGUACAUGCCAAACAAAAGCUUGGAUUCCUUCAUUUUUGAUCCAUCAAAGCAACACCUGCUAGAUUGGAUACAGCGACUGCAAAUUGUGGAAGGGAUUGCUCAAGGUCUUCUUUAUCUUCAUAAAUACUCUCGAUUAAAAAUUAUUCAUCGGGACCUGAAAACCAGCAACAUACUAUUGGAUGCUUUUAUGAGCCCGAAAAUAUCGGAUUUUGGAAUGGCUAGAAUCUGCCUUGACAAUCAGUCAGGAAGGAAAACGUCAAGGAUAGUCGGAACAUAUGGUUAUAUGUCUCCAGAGUACGCACUCCAUGGCCUUUUCUCUACAAAAUCUGAUGUAUUCAGCUUUGGAGUAAUUUUACUGGAGAUAGUGAGUGGAAGAAGAAACACAGCCUUUAAUGACCCUGAUAGCAAUCUGAACUUACUAGGCUAUGCCUGGGAGGUUUGGAAGGAUGGGAGAUUCAUGGAAUUGUUGCAUCCAAGGUUGGCUGAGUCGACCUCAAAAAGUGAAGUUUCAUUGUGCAUUCAAAUAGGACUACUGUGUAGCCAAGAAAAUGCAGAUGACAGGCCAACCAUGUCUGAUGUGGUUUCAUUCCUUAGCAACAGAGAAGAAAUCUUACCAAUGCCGAAACAACCUGGAUUUUAUGCUCUUCUGAAUAUGGGAGGCGCUGAUUCAAGCAGAAUAAGACAAGAGCAAUCUGUCAAUACAGUUUCGUUUUCAGGAAUUGACGGUCGCUAGCAGCUAUGAAUUUCUACCUUGAGUGAUUCCUGGUAAAGGACAUUAAAGCUUUGUUGAUUUUAAAGUAUUUCCUUAUGGCUUUAUGCCUUGUUAUUAUGGUAUUUAUAAGCAUUCGGUUAAGUUUUUAGUGAGGGCAUUGAAGUUGGGAUUUGUAAAUACACGCACCGGUGAUCUUUAUCAGUUCAAGUUUGUUCAGUUAUGAUAGGAUCCCAGUCAUAGCAGCUAGUAUCCCAUUUAUCUCAGUUAUUGAAUUGUACACACAAAAUUUAUGCAAACUGUUUUGUUAA
Messenger RNA from Tripterygium wilfordii, 3022 nucleotides. RefSeq names its product G-type lectin S-receptor-like serine/threonine-protein kinase At1g67520. The record is from RefSeq and is a predicted model, not a curated record. NCBI's taxonomy places the organism in Eukaryota, Viridiplantae, Streptophyta, Magnoliopsida, Celastrales, Celastraceae. Bases 309 to 2735 code for a protein of 808 amino acids. The transcript has 7 exons. Gene Ontology annotation, molecular function: protein serine/threonine kinase activity; ATP binding. Gene Ontology annotation, biological process: protein phosphorylation.